This is a messenger RNA of Myxocyprinus asiaticus (Chinese sucker), 3406 nucleotides long. RefSeq names its product transcriptional enhancer factor TEF-1-like. Gene Ontology annotation, biological process: embryonic organ development; regulation of transcription by RNA polymerase II; hippo signaling. The record is from RefSeq and is a predicted model, not a curated record. The transcript is spliced from 15 exons. Lineage: Eukaryota; Metazoa; Chordata; Actinopteri; Cypriniformes; Catostomidae. Gene Ontology annotation, molecular function: RNA polymerase II cis-regulatory region sequence-specific DNA binding; DNA-binding transcription factor activity, RNA polymerase II-specific. Gene Ontology annotation, cellular component: transcription regulator complex. Bases 396 to 1697 code for a protein of 433 amino acids.
UUCUUCGCAUCUCUAUCGGUGCAGCGGAGAUUCACGUUCACAUUCCCGGCCGGCCCAAGAAACACAAGAAUAACUUUACACAGUUUGCAAAAAACUAUAUAACCCCACUCUUGAAAAAAAGAAAAGAAACAAAGGGGCCGAACUUAAAAUUUGAUAUAAAUAAAGCGGACGUUAAGUUGGCUGCAUAUUUCCUCGCAACAUUUUCGCAGCGGUGCAAAAAAUAUCGCGCUGGAGAGACUUGUUGCUCGCGCGUCUUUGGCGUUUACUCGCGAGCUUCUGUUGAAAUACUCGAUUCACCCUAGUCUGCUCCAGGCUUCGGCUUGGAGGUCUCAACCGCCAUCAUUGAUCCCAGCAGUUGGAGUGGCAGUGAAAGCUCUGCCGAGGACAUCGAGAGGAUGAGCGACUCUGCGGACAAGCCCAUUGACAAUGACGCUGAGGGGGUGUGGAGCCCUGACAUCGAGCAGAGCUUCCAGGAGGCGCUGGCCAUCUACCCACCCUGUGGACGCCGCAAAAUUAUCCUCUCGGAUGAGGGCAAGAUGUAUGGUCGCAAUGAGCUGAUAGCCAGAUAUAUUAAACUCAGAACUGGGAAGACGAGGACAAGGAAGCAGGUGUCUAGUCACAUACAGGUCUUAGCAAGAAAGAAAGUUCGAGAAAUCCAAGCUGCCAUCAAGGUAUCUAGUCACAUUCAGGUUCUUGCCAGAAGGAAAUCUCGUGAGUUUCAUUCCAAGCUAAAGGUGACGAGCAUGGAUCAAAGUGUGAAGGACAAAGCUCUCCAGAGCAUGGCUUCCAUGUCUUCAGCCCAGAUCGUCUCUGCCACAGCCAUCCACAACAAGCUGGGUCUUCCGGGCAUCCCACGUCCUGCCUUCCCUGGAGCAGCAGGGUUUUGGCAGGGCAUGAUAUCUACGGGCCAGCCUGGAUCCUCGCAAGACAUCAAACCAUUUGCUCAGCAAGCAUACGCUAUCCAGCCAGCAGUAACAACUACAAUUUCAACUUAUGAGCCUGCAGCACCACCAGCACACACAUUUCCUGCCUGGCAGGGCCGAUCUGUCGGCACAUCGAAACUCAGACUGGUGGAGUUCUCCGCCUUUCUGGAGCACCAGAGAGAUCCAGAUUCUUAUAACAAGCAUCUUUUCGUGCACAUCGGUCAGACAAAUCACUCAUACAAUGAUGCCUUGCUCGAGUCGGUGGACAUUCGUCAGAUUUACGAUAAAUUCCCAGAGAAGAAAGGAGGACUAAAGGAACUGUUUGGCAAGGGUCCUCAGAAUUCCUUCUUCCUUAUAAAGUUCUGGGCUGACUUGAACUGCAACAUUCAAGAUGAAACGGGGGCUUUCUAUGGAGUAACCAGUCUGUACGAGAGUCCGGAAAACAUGACCAUCACCUGCUCCACAAAGGUUUGCUCAUUCGGCAAACAGGUUGUGGAGAAAGUGGAGACAGAGUAUGCUCGCUUCGAGAACGGACGCUUUGUCUACAGGAUAAGCCGAUCUCCCAUGUGCGAAUACAUGAUAAACUUCAUCCACAAACUCAAACACCUGCCUGAGAAAUACAUGAUGAAUAGUGUCCUGGAGAACUUUACCAUCUUGUUGGUGGUCACAAACAGAGACACACAGGAGACCCUGCUGUGCAUGGCCUGUGUGUUCGAGGUGUCAAACAGUGAACACGGAGCCCAGCAUCACAUCUACAGACUCGUGAAGGAAUGAAGCCAUUCUUUCACAAAGACUCUCAACCUCAGUACAGUGGCAGUGCCUCUCGCUUAACACUUACUCAAGAUGAUUUUCCCACACAUUUGGGUGACGCAUAUAAUUAUAUAUUUUUUCUUUAUUAAUAUGUGUUUGACGUAUAACUGCAGCUGUGAAUCUCGGUACAGUUGUAUUAUGCUUUAAUACGGGAAAGAAUGUCAACGUUAAUUUCAUAGGCUGUACAUAUAAAAUGACAGUAUCAUUUGAAUUUAAGCAUGGGUUGAUUUAGAUUGAAUCUAAAAAACAACCUCAUUUUGAUUUUUAUCCUGUAAUGUACACGAAAAGAUAACAUAUUAGUCUCCUGUCCAUGUUUUAUGUCUGUCAUUUGUAUGAAAGCGUAUGGGUGUAGCCAUAAAUGUGUGUGAUGUAGGUGUACAAAUGUGUAUAUACAUUCUCACAUACUUGUAGGUUUUCCCAAAGAAAAGGUAUUGAGAAAUUUCAUUCUAGAACAUUGAUUUUUAUUUUAUUUGAAUGAACGCUACUGUAGAUGAAAAAGAGAACAUUCUUGUGGCCAUCGGAAAACAACAUUUCCUGCAUUCAGAACAUCCAGAUAAUUCAGGGAAUUCAGAAGUCCAGCCAUUGAAAAGAGUUGUUUUGUGCACGUUCCUUUAUUCCUUUUCAUUGACAUCCAGAGCAAUUACUGCACUGUGAUAACAGAAGUUUAUAGCAACCUGUGUCUGUUUUCACUUACGUCAUCGCCUGCAAUAAGAAAAUGCAGAAAAUCAACCCCCUUACUGUUUCCUGUACAGUUAAAUGUCUUCUGCCAACAUGCUUGUGUAAAAAGUUAAACAAGAAGCAUUGCAUUAACUAACAGGGGAUGAUGGAUUAUCUAUCGACUUAACCCGAGCACUUGGAUCCCCUUGUUGGACUUGCCUUAGAGCGUAAACUCCCACAGAUUUCCCCUCCAAUUUGGGACACAAUUGUUCCACAGACGCGCCGAGGAGGCCACACUUCACGAAGCCCAUCCCUGAACAUGCUUGUACUCUAUGGAGGUCUCCAUCUUUAAUACAGAUUUAGUUAUGGAAUCAAUCCUGCUGCCUUUGACAUACCCACACAGCCCAUGUCUCAGUGGCCUAAUCGUUUUCUACGACUGCAAAGCCUUAAUAAUAGUUGUAUGAACUCCAAAAGAUGCCACUAAAGCUGUGACCUCUUUCCUAAGCUGGAAGACUUUCUUAUCAUCACAUGUUGUAGGAAUUGUACAGUACAAAACUGCCAAAGUGUAACAAUAUACAGCACAGUGCCUUAGUGUAUGAAGUGAACACAGAAGAGCAUCAUUAUUUAAAUUCUAUAGUAUGUGUCAUCAUAAUUAAAGAGCACUGGCCAAUGUGCACAUUUGGUCUACCUUUAAGUUUUUCUUGCUGAAGUCUCAGUGAUGUAAAACAUAAUUAAGACAUGCAUAACUAUCCCAUCUUGCCUUUCUUAUCCGUAAAAAGACCAAAAAGUGUAAGGAGAUGCAUUUAUCUCCUCUUUAUUUCCUGCACUGUAGCAUGAAAGUGCCUUUGGUUUAGAUUUUUCCAGCUUAGAAAAGACUUAAAGGGAUAGUUCACCCAAAAAUGAAAAUUCUCUCAUCAUUUACUCACUCUCAUGCCGUCUCAAACUCGCAUGAAUUUCUUUCCUCUGCGGAACAAAAAUGAGGAUUUUUUUAAAGGAUGCUUAAUGUGUUUAUGUCG